Molecule: messenger RNA, 543 nt
Organism: Rotaria sp. Silwood1
Lineage: Eukaryota; Metazoa; Rotifera; Eurotatoria; Philodinida; Philodinidae
Source: the annotation of a GenBank genome assembly
AUGUUUGAAAAAGACGUUUCUUAUUUAUAUUUAAAUGACUUUUUAACUGUAUCAUCUGCAAAUAAGAAAGAAUUAGGUACAAAUUUAUCCCAUCGUUUUGAAUAUCAACCAAUGCGAACUCGUAUUUGUCGAAGACCAAGUGAAACAUUAGAAACUGGUCAUCGAACUAAACAUAUACUAUUAUUUCGUGAAGAAGCUAUCAAAUGUAAUAAACAAUGGAAACGAAAACAACUAUUCAUGCAACAAUCAAAAGAAAAAAAUCAAUUAUUUGAAGAAAAUCUUCGUAAAAAAAUUCAAGAAUUUAUAAAUGAACAAUCACAUUUAAAAAAUCAUCUUACAAAACUUCAAUCAUCUAAGACAAAUUUCAAAACUGUAAUCAAUAACAAUGUUGAUACAGAUUCUAUUACUAAUUUAUUUUUAACGGAUAAAGAAAAAAAACCAUCAUUAUUUAAUCAAUAUUCAGAUGAUUUUGAUACUUUUAAUUUGUCAAUAACAAAAGCAUUAAACUUUAAUCAUAAUAUCGAUGAUAAUUCUAUCAAUUAA